Molecule: messenger RNA, 2778 nt
Organism: Tilletiaria anomala UBC 951
Lineage: Eukaryota; Fungi; Basidiomycota; Exobasidiomycetes; Georgefischeriales; Tilletiariaceae
Product: subtilisin-like protein
Exons: 7
Coding region: 1-2778 (925 amino acids)
Biological process (GO): proteolysis
Cellular component (GO): cell wall; cytosol; membrane
Molecular function (GO): serine-type endopeptidase activity; tripeptidyl-peptidase activity
Source: RefSeq, a predicted model, not a curated record
AUGUUACCAGGGAGAGAUGCGGAUAUAGGCGAUGCGGAUGCGCAGCAAGUAGCGGCCAACUUCAUACGGCGGGCGCGAUAUAGGCGCUCGCAGCAGCAAGACUCAACGCCAAGCUUCUACUUUUCCAUCCGGCAAGAGUUCCAAAACGAGCAGCUCUUCUUUGGCCUGUCCGUAUCGCUCGAGCGCGCCUCGGAUGCCAUCAUGCUUGCACAGAUGCGCGGAGUUAAGUCUGUCACGCCAAUCACGUUUGUGCGGCGGCCUCAACCGUAUGCGAACAAGGUGCAGUUGGCGACCAAGCCGAGUCCCAAGCAAAUCAGCGAGCAUUUUAGCUCGCUCAGCGCUUGCGGGGUCGACAAGGCCCACGCAGAAGGCAUCAAUGGUACGGGUAUCAAGGUCGCAGUCAUUGACACUGGCGUCGACUAUACUCACCCUGCCCUUGGUGGCUGUUUUGGCCCCACUUGUAAGGUGUCCUUCGGGUUUGACUUUGUUGGUGACAGCUAUGAUGGAUCGAAUGACCCUGCGCCUGACAGUGACCCUUUGAGUCAAUGCGGUCCGCACGGGACACAUGUAUCAGGAAUCAUCGGCGCGCAGGACAAACGCUACCACCUGGUCGGUGUCGCACCGGGCGCAACGCUCGGCAUGUACCGCGUCUUUGGCUGCACCGGUGGCACGGCCGACGAUGUCCUGAUGAAAGCGAUGGAGACGGCCUACGAAGACGGCGCCGACAUUAUCUCCAUUUCUAUUGGCGCGCCUGCAGGCUGGACCGAGUCUCCCACGGCCAAGGUGGCCUCGCAGAUCGCAAAGAAAGGUCGCGUCGUCUCUGUCGCUGCAGGCAACGAUGGCUAUGCAGGUAUGUUCUUCCCCAGCACUCCUGCGGUUGGCUCGGAUGUCAUCUCCGUCGGAAGCGUGGACAACGCUUACUACAUAGUCUUCAACGCCACGAUCUCCGGUGCAAGUACCGGAUCUGUCCCAUAUUACUCAGCACGUCCUCUUCUUAUCCCACCGUUGUCGCUGUAUGCGACAUCAUUCGACACUACCGUUACGAGCGAUGCUUGCGACCCGUUGCCAGAUUACACGCCGGACCUAGGCAAGGCGAUCGUUCUCACCAAAAGGGGAGGGUGCUCGCUCGAGCAAAAGUUCCGCAACAUUGCAGCGUACAACGGCAAGUAUGUCAUCAUUUAUAACACCAACAUUGCGCCCGUCUAUAUUGAGCCAGCCAAUGGCAUUCUUAAGUCUGCGAUGAUUGGCGCAGACGACGGAAAAUGGCUUGUCGAUCAAUUGCAGCAGGGCCUGGCCGUAAAGAUGGCAUUCCCUGAUAGCCCGGUCCUUGGGGUGGCGAACACUUUCACCGGGGGAACAGUCUCUUCGUUUUCAUCUUACGGACCAACAUUUGACAUGUCAAGUCAGACGGACCUGGCAGCUCCGGGUGGGUCGAUUCUCGGACUCUGGCCCGUACCGCUGGGUAAUUACUCGAUCGUCAGCGGCACGUCCAUGGCGGCGCCUUACAUUGCUGGCGCUGCCGCGCUCCUCUUGCAAGCUGCGCGUGAAGGCAGAACCAGUCUGUCCGAAAGUGUCAUGGAGCGCUUCCGUAGCACUGCCAUGCCAGUCUUCAAUGCGACCAACUCUUCGCGUGCAUUCCUCGAGACCGUGGCAAAGCAGGGCGCCGGUCUGCUUCAGCUCAACAAUGCCAUACAUUACACUACUCAUGUCUUCCCCUCCUUGCUGUCAUUGAAUGACACCUCAUCAAUGGGCAAGGUGCAGUCUUUCACGAUAGUGAACAAUGGGGACUCACAAAUGUCGUACAGCAUCACCCACGAGCCCGCAGGAACGGCGUUGACCUACCCUAAAAAUUCGCCCUAUCCUUUCGCCGGUCCAGUGCCACUCGUGGAUGCCCAUGCGUCCGUCAGCAUUACCCCGAUGACGUUGUCGAUCGACCCAGGAGAGAAUCAGACGAUCCAGGUGGUAUUCACCCCCCCGUCCGGACCUUCUCCUGACCCUAGCACAUUUCCUGUCUUUUCUGGCUUCAUCAAAGUAGCCAGCUCACCGCUAAACGAGUCGCUCACAGUCGCGUACCUUGGGCUAGCAGCUAAGAUGUCCUCCCUCAAGCUUCUGGACACUGGCAACGGCGUUACAAAGAAUUACCCUCUCCCAGCCGUUCUUGUUGGGAGUACCGGCAAGAUUCAGCGGCUACCGCGGACGUAUACUUUUGAAAAUGGCGAUGUCCCAGUCAUGCAAUUCCGACUAGUAGGCGGCUCACGAAGCGUCAAGGUCGACCUUGUCGAAACGGCUACACAAUCAGUUGUCGACAAUGUCCCCUUAUUCGCCAGCGGCUCCCGCAAUAUGUUGGAUACCUCUAUGCUUGCAGGAACUGGGCUGCUCGCUUAUGCGGGCAAGGGGGGCGCAUACACCCUUGAACCUGAAUCCACAGACCACACCUUCAUCAAUUUCGCUUCGGAAAGUGAACCUUUAGGAACACGCGGCACAGCCUCGAACACAAUCAGGCCAGCGAGUAGUGCCGGGCAGGUGGCGUCUUCUUCUUUCUUGCCAAGGAAUACGAUGGACCCAGACUAUGGUAUCUAUGCAUUAGCGUGGGAUGGAACUGUCGACGGUGUUGGAAAGGUGAAACCUGGCGACUAUCAAUUACAUCUCAAGGCACUCAGGCCGGGUUACGACAUACCGCAGGACGGCGGCAACUCGACCUCGUCUACUGCCGCCAUGGACUCGGAUGGCUCGAGUCCUUGGGAAGAAUGGUAUUCUCCUAUUGUGAGAGUACGGUAA